Molecule: messenger RNA, 2340 nt
Organism: Paramecium primaurelia
Lineage: Eukaryota; Ciliophora; Oligohymenophorea; Peniculida; Parameciidae
Source: the annotation of a GenBank genome assembly
AUGAAGGUAUAACUAAUUAGCCUUCUUUUGUUUUAUUUGGUUACUUCCAAAAACAUACCAUUAUAAUUAGAGAUUGGGUUAAUUCAAUUUGAAGAUCUUUAGCCUGGAAAACUAUAAUAUUAAGUAUGACAAAUUGCAAAUGAAAAAUAAAGGAAAUAUAAUUUGAUCAGCCAUUUAUCCGUGUCCCUUAGGUUGCAUUAACAAUUAAUAGUCUAAUGAAUCAUAAUUCUUAGGUGUAUUUUAGUAAGAUUUACAAUGUAACAACCGAUGGUACUCUAUUUUAAACUAAAUUAAGGAUUUACAAUAGGAGUUUUGAGUGGAACAGAAUAAUAAUUAGAAUAUCGUUAUAUGGCUAUCGUUGAUGAUAGAGUAUAAGUGAAUUGUUUGAAUUUUAAAGUCAAAGAAAUUGUGUUCAUACCUUAUUUAAAGUAUUUGCAUCUAAAAUCUCUAGAUAGUUUGUAAAAGUACCUAAAUCAUGGAUAUUCUUAACUGGAGUAAGAUAAUAAAGCAAUACCUUCUCAUUUUAAUAGGGUAUCCACAACUAAUCUAAAAAUUAGAUAUCAGAAAUGAAGGAAUAAUGCUUAAAUUCCAAUCAAUAGAUACAGAAAUAUUAGGAGUUUGCGUUGUGGCUGGUGCUGUUGAUAUUCUAUAAUCUAGAAUCGAUGAUUUACCAACAUUCUAAGGAUAUAACCUAAUGAAAUAAUCUACAUCUUUAUCAAUUAUAGCAUAAUCAACAUUUAUUUGUGAAGAUGAAUGUUUAUUAUACUUUAGUAAUUCUUAUUAUAAGUUAGGAAAUGAUUAAACAAAAUAAUUAAAAAUUAAUACUGAAUUUCAUAAUUAAUAAGAAAAACCAACUUUAUCAAAAUUCAUACCAUUAAUAAAAGAAAAUCUUACAGUUACUAAAGAUAAAGUUGAAAAUUUAAUAGAAUAGACAAUUAAAAUAGAUAAAAUUGAAUAGCCACAUAUAUCUCAUGAAGAUAGUUUAAAAAAGAUGAUAAAUCAAUAAAUUUUAAAUUUAGAAGAAUAAAUAAAUCAUCCUAAUGGAAUUAAUAGUUUUGAUUCAAAUCUUAAUGAGAUAUCUUAAUAAGAAGAUAUUGAGAGUGUUAUUGAAAGUAAUAGUGAAAGUGAAGAUGAAAGUGAUAUAGAAAGUGAAAGUGAAGAUGAAAGUGAAUCAGAAGAUGAGAUUACUAAAAUUAGAAUUUCAAAACCAAUUAAUAUUGAAGAAGAAUUAUAAAAAUUAGAAAAAAUAUCAGAAGAUAGAACUAAAAAGAUUAACAUCAUUGAAUUUAAUCCAAAAGAAUCCAUUAAUGUUUCAUUUUUAUCUAAAAAUAAUAUUGAUAUGCAAGUAGAAAGUUAAGCUGAAAAACUUAUUGAAUUAAAAUAUAUUGAUAGAGCUCCUAAAUUUUCACCUAAAAUUUAAUAGAUGUUUGAAGAAGCCAAAAAGAAUAUUGAAGUUGAAUAAUCAACAUUAGAUAAAGUAGAAUCUAAAAUAAAUAAUAAAUUAUCAAUAAAAGAUUAAUUAAAAUUAAAGACUGAAAAUUUAAUGUAAUAAAUUGAAAAUACUUCAUAUUCUAAUGAAAAAGAUAUUAAUCAAUAAUUCAAUAAUAAUAUUGAAUAAUAAAUUUAAGAAAUUUCUAAUCCAUCUAAAGAAGAAUAAAGAAUAAAUUCUCCAAAUAAUGAAAUAAAACAUUCUAAAUAAACAAUACUAAAUGAAUAUGAUACAAUUUUUGCUUAAUUUGCUAAUAACAAUAAUUUAAGAUCUGUAAAACCAUAAUAACAUUUUUCUAGUCCAUUGAUUGAAACAGAGAUCAAAAUUGAACUUGUUUAAGAAGAGUAGCACAUUGAACCUAAAUAAGAAUUAAAAAUUCUUAAUCCAAGAGAAGAAAGACUAUAAAAAUAUUUGUAAAAAGCUGAUGAAGUUGAUCUCAAUUUCUUAGAAAACAUUAAACUUGUUUCAGAAUAGAGUGAAUAAUUAGAAGAUCAACAAAUAGAACAAGAAUAAAUAUAAGAAGUAUUUGAUUAAUCCAAUGUAUCAUAUACUGAAUAAUUAAAUUUAAGAAAAAGUAUAUAUUUAUAAUUUAUUUUAUAGAUUAAAUUCUUUAGGAACUUUAAUAAAAAUACAAUAUUAAAGCUACUCCAAUUUAAAGCUUUGAAGAAUUUAAAUUAAAAGUACCUUAAGAUCAGUAUCCACAAAUAUUAUAUGAGAAAUAUCUAGAAUAAUUGAAAAAACAACAGAUAGGAUCCAGCUUUAUUGAAACUGAUCACAAUGUAAGAUCUGUAGAAAACUCAUAUUAACUUGAAGCAGCCUAUUAUGAAUGGCAUUUAUAAAAAAAUAUAUGA